Molecule: messenger RNA, 883 nt
Organism: Cokeromyces recurvatus
Lineage: Eukaryota; Fungi; Mucoromycota; Mucoromycetes; Mucorales; Mucoraceae
Product: mitochondrial inner membrane translocase subunit Tim17/Tim22/Tim23/peroxisomal protein PMP24
Exons: 4
Coding region: 156-608 (150 amino acids)
Biological process (GO): protein import into mitochondrial matrix
Cellular component (GO): mitochondrial inner membrane; TIM23 mitochondrial import inner membrane translocase complex
Molecular function (GO): transmembrane protein transporter activity
Source: RefSeq, a predicted model, not a curated record
UUUUUUUUUUUUUUUUUUUUUUUUUGUUCGAAAUAAUAAUAAUCAAACCCUGGAAACGUUUUUUUUCUUUCUUUCUUUCUUAAAAAAGACGAUAUAAUUCCACCAUUUUCUUUUUUGUAAUAUACAAAUAUUUAUACAUUUAAAACAACAAUAAUAUGGGACAUUCUGCACAAGACCAUUCUAGAGAUCCUUGCCCCUGGGUUAUUCUUAAUGAUUUAGGUGGUGCGUUUGUUAUGGGUGCUGUUGGUGGUGGUAUCUGGCAUUCUGUAAAAGGUGCAAAGAAUUCACCUAGAGGUGAACGUUUAGUUGGCGCAGUAUCUGCUAUGAAAGCUAGAGCUCCUGUUUUGGGUGGUAACUUUGCAGUUUGGGGUGGUUUAUUUUCAACAUUUGAUUGUGGCUUGAAAGGUAUCAGACAAAAGGAAGAUCCUUGGAAUUCUAUUAUUUCAGGAGGUUUGACAGGUGGCGUUUUAGCCGCUCGUGGUGGUGUAAAGGCUGCUGCUGUUUCAGCUGUUGUUGGUGGUGCUCUUCUUGCUCUUAUUGAAGGUAUUGGUAUUGGUAUUUCUAGGAUGACUGCUGAUCAAAGUAAGCCUGUUAUGCCUCAACUUUAGAUUUGAAGAGCAUCAUCAUUUAGAUUUCUUUUUAUAUAUGCAAAAAAAAGCAAAGAAAAAAAAAAAGAACAAAGCCUUCCUCUUUUUCACUUUUCUAUAUUCUAAUUACCCCGUGUAUAUAUUAUACAUCUCCCUUCUCUAUUAUUAUUAUAUAUUUUUUUUUAUAUAUAUUUGUGCUUUAUUAUCCAGUCAGGAUACCUGGAUAUCAUUAUCAAUAAACGAUGUUGGAUAAGAAAAGGCACUUUUGUAAUAAUCGCUUAUAUGUGUGAAUAGAG